Molecule: messenger RNA, 2092 nt
Organism: Podospora pseudopauciseta
Lineage: Eukaryota; Fungi; Ascomycota; Sordariomycetes; Sordariales; Podosporaceae
Exons: 3
Coding region: 1-1524 (507 amino acids)
Source: RefSeq, a predicted model, not a curated record
AUGAAAGUCACAAACUCUCUCGCCGCGGUUCUCGCCUCCGCCGGCCUCUCUGAGGCCUUCUGGCGCAUGGAGUGCCGUGGUCGCGCAGGCUUGGCCCGUUUGGAUCCCAUUGUCGCCCCUGGCAGGGUUUCUCAGCACGCCCAUGCUAUUUUUGGUUCCAGUGGUUUCUCCAUGAACUCGGGACACGCUGAGCUCGCUGCUGGCUCGUGCACCUCGUGCGCCGCUGUCGAGGACAAGUCGGCCUACUGGUCUCCCCAGAUGUACUUCAAGCACGAGGAUGGCACCUUUGAGGAGGUCACACAGGCGGGCGGUAUGCUCGCAUACUAUCUCCUCAACAAGGACGCUGGCAAUCCAGACAAGGGUGUCAAGGCCUUCCCCAACGGCUUCCGCAUGGUUGCCGGCGACAGCAACCGCCGCAACUACUCUAUCGGCAGCCGCAACUUCAAGGAUGCCGAUCCCGAGAAGUCUCUAUGGGCCAUGCUCGGCGAAACGAGCCAGGAGGAUCUCGCCCAGCGUGCUGUCGGCUUCAACUGCCUCGACUACAAUAAAACCCCCGAGGGUGCCUUGGUGCGCCACUAUCUCCCCGAGAAGGGUUACCUCGAUGGCAACUGCCCCGACGGCAUCCGUUUGGAGCUCAUGUUCCCCUCGUGCUGGAAUGGCAAGGACUUGGACUCGGCCAACCACAAGUCUCACGUCGCAUAUCCCGACCUUAUUACGGAUGGGUGGUGCCCCAAGGGAUUUGACACCAAGCUUCCCAGUCUGAUGUUCGAAAUCAUCUACGAGACCAACAAGUUCAAGGGAAUCCCUGGCGAGUUUGUCAUGGCCAACGGUGAUGCUCAGGGUUUCGGUUUCCACGGUGACUUCGCCAGCGGCUGGGACGAGGAGUUCCUCCAGGAUGCUGUCGAGACCUGCACUGACCCCAGCGGUUUGCUUUCGGCUUGCCCCUUGUUCAACCUUCAGAGCGAGGAUGAGCAGCGCCAGUGCCAGAUUGAGCUCCCCGAGGAUCUCGUCAACGAGAAGGUCACUGGAAAGCGCGGAAAAUCUCUUCCCGGAGAUGUUCCUAUCCGCUAUGGGCCGGCUCCUGCUAAUGUCCAGGCCCCAGGAGCGGACCAGACCAGCCACAUUCCGGUUCCCACCGUCACCUACCAGCCUGCCGAGUCCUCUGCCUACCAACCCGGCGGUAUCUUCAACGGCGACGCCCCCAGCUCCAACUCGAGCUCAAGUUCUGAGGAGGUCAAGGUCACUGCCCUUGCUCAGCCCGAGCCCGAGCCUGAGCCGACCCCUGCACCCACCCCUACCCCCUCCGAGGCUCCCCUCCCCUCCGGCUACGAACUGGUUCGCACCGAGUAUGUCACCAACGGCAAGGUUGUCAGCAAGAUUGUCGUCAUCGAGACCGUCGAGUACGUCAUGCUGGCUGCUGCCACCGAGAUUGAGACCGUCACCGUAACAGCCACUCUUGAUGCCCAGAAGGCUCGCCGCGGGCUCAACCACCUCCACCGCCACAGGCACGCGGGAUCGCACUAAAAAGGCGGGAUUGAUUUCUGCCUUGUAGUGUUAUGAUCCAUGAUCUACCAGCUGCACAUAUGGGUUAUGGUCACAUCUUUUUUCUAUCUCGCCCGGUCUUUUUGAAGAACAGGACUUGCGGGGUGGCUUUUCUUCACUUCUCUUCACUGUGGAUACUAGGGGAUUAUUUUGAGGUUGUGUUUUCUGACAUGGAACCUGGUAUGGGGGAGGGGGGGUGGUGUGGGUUAGAUGGGUGGAAAAAUGGGAGCAUUCAGCGAAGGCUUUUUUAUUUUAUCCAGCAUUAUGAAAUGAAAUUGAGGAAGUUUUCUUUUCUUAUGAACUAUUGCCUCUUGAUGUCAUGUUGUUAUGUGAAUUCCUUUUUGCUUAAACUUGAAGAAGCCUAACAACUGCCGGGCUGUUCUUAUCCAAACAAGAGGCCUGCUGCAGGAGGAGGAUAUCUGCAAUGCCGUUGGGGUAAUACUUCAUCACCAGAGUCUUUCUCAGAAGACUUUUCGCUACCAGAGUGUUCUUUGAUAAAUUAAACAACAAAAAAAAAAAAAAAAAGGUAAAAAGAAUAAAAAAAACAAAG